This is a messenger RNA of Histoplasma mississippiense, 165 nucleotides long. RefSeq lists its product with no specific name. Bases 1 to 165 code for a protein of 54 amino acids. The transcript has a single exon. NCBI's taxonomy places the organism in Eukaryota, Fungi, Ascomycota, Eurotiomycetes, Onygenales, Ajellomycetaceae. The record is from RefSeq and is a predicted model, not a curated record.
AUGGCCUCAACCAGCGGCUCUCAACUCGUCAACCAUACUCUUCCCACUUCUGCCAGCUCUGCUACAUCGACCAUUACCAAGCCCGUCAAGGGAACCACCAAGCCCUGCUUUAGUUGCGGCUGCGGUGAUGAAGAUUGUGAUUGCUUCGUCUGUAUCGUUAUGUGA